AUAGAAUGAGUUACUAACUCUAUCCCCUUCUAGUUUGUGCCCUAAAUGGUUCGAAAUGUCUAUAAUCUUUUUUUUUGAAAUUAUUUCCUUCAACGCCGGCAAUCUGCUCCGCCUCUGUCUGCGUCGCCGCUCGCCGGCCACCUACGUCCGCGUCGCCACUCGCCUGAUCACGGGUCGCCGCCGCUAAGCUUCCAGCUUUCUCUCUCUCAUCCUGGUUGUAUCACCACCUACCAUCCCAGCCUCACGCAACUCCUCCGCCUCCGGUCGUCCAUUGUGCCACGCUACCACCGGAGUUCCUCGUAUGUCGCUGCCACGUAUACGUUGUCGGAUUGGCUGUGGAAUUGCGAAAUGGAGCAUAUUCGAACAUCUAUCAGUGCACAUUCGAGCCCUUUGGUUUUGAACCCAUUCGAACAGUCCCAAAUACCCACCAGCAAAGAAUUGGGUCCUUCCAAGUGUGGUGGACUCGAUUCAAUUCCGGAGUGUUCAUAUUAGCUUUCGAGGCAAAAAUUAGGUGUGGGCUACUUACCAGUACAAGUGUGUACUGACUCCACCAGAUUUUGUAGGUGCUGACAAGUAUCACGGUCGUGGUGAUGCUAAGGAGGAAGCCUGAGAAAGAUUGUACUUUAGAUUUAUGUCACUGUUUUCUUCCUUGGAACACCUAAAUUGCCUUUUUACUGUCAUUUAACCAAUUAUACAUCCACCCCAAAAAAUUCCUUCUCCUUAUCAGUGAAAUGCAUUUUUUGUUUUAUCAUUGGGGAUUUGGGAAUUGAGAUUGACCCUAGGAAAAUUCAAGCCAUUACUGAUUGGCCCCCACCAAGGUUUGUCAAGGUCAUUCAAGCCUUUCGUAGUCUUGCUUCUUUUUAUAGAAAGUUCAUAAAAUUUUUUAGUUCUGUUACUACUCCAUUGACAAACUGCUUGAGAAAAGGAAAUUUUAAAUGGGGUUCUGAUCAACUAAGUGUUUUUUAUGCUGCUAAAAAUAAAUUAGUGAAUAGCCCUAUUUUGAAACUCCCUGACUUUACACUUUCUUUUAAGGUGGCCAAGGAUGCUUGUUGUGUAAGAGUUGGGGUGUUUUGUCUCAAAAUGGCCAUCCUAUUGAAUAUUUUAGUGAGAAACUUAACCCUCUGGACAGAGUUGGAGCAAGUAUGGUUUACACCAUUGCCUUUUGUCCUUAUUAAAUAUUAGGUGUGUCUAGGGAGAAGAGACAAUGGAGUUUGGCCUUCUUAUCCGUCGGGGGAUAUUUCGUGUAGGUCUUUCUUCCAUAUUUUGUAUUACCUCAAUCCCCUCUGAGAUGCCUUAGCCUUAUCCUCUAUUUGGAAAAGUAAAAUCUCCCAGAAGGUCAAAUUCUUUGUGGCAAGUUUGACUUUGAAAAUUUAUUACCCUGGACCAAAGACAAUUUCCUUUUGUGCAUGUCCCGCAAUGGUGCAUUCUUUGCAAUAGACAGGUGAAGAUUGUCGACUAGUUGUUGUGGGGAUGCCACUUUGCUCAUUCCUUGUGGAGUAAAUGCUUGAGUUUGUUUGGGUUAUGUUUGGCUCAAGGCAGAGGUUGCAGCGCUACUGAUUGAGAAGGUCAUUUAGUUAGUCAUGGAUUCUAGCACCAGUGGAGGCACUUAUCACACACAGGCCAAAUGGAGAAAAGUGGCAUAUGGAGGUAUGCAACCUGGGUUUGAUGACAACCACACCGACGAGUCUUUUCUUGAAGAUAUUGUCAUGAAUGCCAAUGUUGUCAAGAGAGAUAUCCUAAAGGUGAUGCUGGACUCUGUUUCCAUAUCCGAAUAUCUGUGCAUCGUCACCCUUGUUGGCUUGGUUUGGACAUACACACUUAGAUCGACUCUUGAUGAGAAUUCCCUCUUAUUUCUUGACAUUGGUCUUCUUGGUUCAGGAUUUCUAAUUCUUCUUUUCACUGAAGGCUCACUCUCAUUGAGCCUUCUCCUGCACUAUUUUCUUAAUAUAUCCUAUUUCACUACUGGGUUGUAUGUCUUGGCUCCCAUCUACCAAACUCUGACUAGGUCCAUUAGCUCAGAUUCCAUAUGGGCAUUGGCUGUUACACUUAUUAUUCUCCAUCUCUUCCUACAUGACUACUCAGGUUCCACUGUUAGAGCUCCUGGGGAUCUUAAGAAUCCAAGCUUAACCAGUUGCAUUUCUUUAAAUGCUUCUAUUGUGGCCUCUGUUCUUAUUGCUUCACGUCUUCCAUCUCGGUUACAUGUGUUUGCCAUAAUGUUGUUCUCAUUGCAAGUUUUCCUUUUUGCUCCACUGGUUAUUUACUCUAUUAAGAAGUAUUCUCUUCGUCUGCAUCUCUUAUUUUCUUUCUGUUUAAUAACAGUUACCUUGGUGUACGUUCAUUUUUUACACCAGUUAUUUUUCAUACUAUUGGCGAGUCUAUUGAUUUUUGUAACCGUAGUUUGUCCUUUUUGGCUCAUACGAAUCCAGGAAUUUAAGUUUGAGAUCAAUGGUCCUUGGGAUGAGGCCAAGCUUUGUUUUGAUAUUAGAGAUUGAGAUUCUGUAUAGAAAAGGUAGGAAAGGAAAAGUAAGAACUUGAGAAAGAUUAUUUCGAUGGAGGUCAAAUUGUAUUUUGGAUGGUUAUAGUUCGAAAUUCAUGAAUGUGGAAUUCGAUUCAUCUUUAAUUUUCUUAGCUAUCUUCAAUGAUAAUUUUAUUGACAUAUUGGAUUCA
Molecule: messenger RNA, 2667 nt
Organism: Benincasa hispida (wax gourd)
Lineage: Eukaryota; Viridiplantae; Streptophyta; Magnoliopsida; Cucurbitales; Cucurbitaceae
Gene: SETH1
Product: phosphatidylinositolglycan synthase family protein
Biological process (GO): GPI anchor biosynthetic process
Cellular component (GO): glycosylphosphatidylinositol-N-acetylglucosaminyltransferase (GPI-GnT) complex; membrane
Source: RefSeq, a predicted model, not a curated record